Messenger RNA from Scaptodrosophila lebanonensis, 1878 nucleotides. RefSeq lists its product as uncharacterized. The transcript is spliced from 5 exons. NCBI's taxonomy places the organism in Eukaryota, Metazoa, Arthropoda, Insecta, Diptera, Drosophilidae. The coding region runs from base 1 to 1878 and encodes 625 amino acids. The record is from RefSeq and is a predicted model, not a curated record.
AUGUCACCAUCCCCGUAUCUGCUCAGCCGAUUCACCACAAAUGUGCCGCUUCCGACUCUCUACGCCGGCGAUGCUGUUCGCAAGCCGAAGCUCUCCGUAAUCGAAGUGCUGCUCUAUAACAUGGCCUCCAUGCUAGCAGGCGUCGCAGCCGGCUAUGAUGUACGCAUGUCGAAUGUGUCGCCACUGCAUCCAUCGCUGCUGAGCGAGGUACCGGCCCUGAAGGCCAUACCCAAGGUGGCCGAAAUGGGCGAGAACGAGCUGCAGCCUGCGGUGGCAGACGACAGUGGCCAGGGAGCCGAGUGGUUGCCAAAGCCGCCAACCGCAGAUGUUCCACGUAAAUUUGCGGCCAACACCUAUCACGGCACGGGCAAGACGCAUCCACGGACUGCCUUGAGUGGCCUCACCUAUGCGCCCCUGGAACCAGCUCUAGAGAUGAUCGAGGCUCAGAAGCAGCAGCACCAGCAGUCUAUUUCGCGUCGAGGUGGGGGCAGCCAGCCAUAUUAUACGCCCGUGCAGCGCACACCACAGCACCAACUGCAUCAGCAAUCACAGGCGCAUCCACAGCCACCGCCGCUGCCACCGCCAAUUGCACAGCAACAGCCGUCGACAUUCUCCACAACCAGCGGGCUCGGCUCAUCAGCACUAUAUUCCAGCUCACUGGGUAGCCAGUGCCACACGCAGCCACCCACCCCUUCACCGCGCCGCAAGAUCAGCACAAGCUCAUUCCCAGAACAGUUGUCGUACUCGCCGUUUGGGGAGGGUAUCAAUGCGAGCAACGCUCAGGUCUUCGAAGAAUUGCACAUGGAUGGUGGAGUUGGUCCGCCACCCCUCUAUAUGCCUAGCGACUAUCCACGCAAUGGACCAAGCUAUUCAAACGAUGGUGGUGCCUAUGGCGCUGGCGCCCAUCGCACUGGCUACUUUGGUUCCAACUACUUUCCGUACCGGCCCGAGCUGAGUUACGUCUACGAGCGGGACUGCAAGUCGUAUCCGGACUACUCCUACGACUACUACAACUAUCAGUAUGAGAUGCCGGCGCCACCUGCUGUAGUGGCAGCUCCAGCGGCACAGGCGCGCACGCAGCUUCAAACGCGCACCCCGCCGCCACGGGUUCCCCAGAUGGGCGUGACUGCGGCGGGCCAUCGUCGCACGCCAUCGACUGUGUCGAACAAUUCGAAUAUACUGCUGGGCACCGGCUAUGCCAUAGAACCAGAGGAGCUGCUGACGUUGCCGGCGGAGCUGUAUGAUUACAACAACUUGAACUUGGACUACAAGCACGAGACGUACCGCGAGCCGGUGCCUGCCGUCGUACCGCCGCCAACUAAACAGGAACUGUACGCCAGUUCGCCCAAAAUUCUAAAUCGCUUGGCGGGCGGCAAUACCGGCGUAGUCACCGGCACCGGCACUGGCACUGGCACGAUCGUAAGCACAACCACAGCAACUAGCAGUCUGAGUCGGCUGCGUGAGUAUGAAACGAGCUUUGCGCUGGGCACGCCCACAAAUCCGACACCGCCAGAUUCGCUAACCAGUGACGACAGCUCCUAUUUGAGUGCCAAGGAGGGCUCCAUCUCGUCGCAGCAUAGUCGAGUGCGCUUCAGUCCCGAGGCCUAUUUGGACGCUGCACUGCCGCCGACCUCAUUAGGCCGUCGCAUGACAGCCCCUAUAACCAGCACUGUCGCGAGCGCAGCUCAGCAGCAACGACGCCAGAUGCACGCAUCGAGCGCACGACUAGCGCUGACGUUGCAGUUGGCGCGCAGUCCGGGCGCGGACGUCAGCGGCAGUCUGGGCCUGGGCCUGGCUUUGCAUCAGCAGCGAGUACCGUACCGCUGGUAUUCGGGAGCGCGACGUUCACGCUCUGCCCACUAUGAGUACAGGCUGUGA